Messenger RNA from Helobdella robusta, 3336 nucleotides. RefSeq lists its product as hypothetical. Gene Ontology annotation, biological process: actin cytoskeleton organization; signal transduction; regulation of Rho protein signal transduction. The transcript is spliced from 6 exons. The record is from RefSeq and is a predicted model, not a curated record. The coding region runs from base 1 to 3336 and encodes 1111 amino acids. Gene Ontology annotation, molecular function: GTPase activator activity. NCBI's taxonomy places the organism in Eukaryota, Metazoa, Annelida, Clitellata, Rhynchobdellida, Glossiphoniidae.
AUGACUUCCUGCCAAGAUUUCCAUGAGUGCCUGAGUCCCCACUGGAUCUUCAACGCUGUGAAGAAAACCUGGAAGCGCCGACGACAACCGACCGAACUUCUGUCCACAGUGACCACAACCUCAGCAGCAGUAACUUCAAAACCAGCGUCAUCAUCGACAUCGGCAGCAAAACAGCUCAGCAACACGUGCUCAACAUCGUCGUCAUCAAACUCAACGAAAAAUUCUUCAACGUGUUUCACGAAAUAUUCAAGAAAUUCAUCUUCGGAGUCAUCGUUGCUUAGUUCCAGCCAGUUUUCAACAGUCCCCAUUCAACUGUUGCCACAUACGUCAUCAAUCCCUGUGACGUCAUCGCCAUUAAAUGGCCCAUCAUCGUCAACUCAGCUAUCCACAUCUUCCUCCUCUCUCUCUCUAGCCCCGCCUACCAAGCAAAACUUUUCAAACGCUCAAAAUGUCUCCGUCCUAAAUAGCAAGGAACAAAUGCUUAGCACGAACAGCCACCAAACAUCUCAACAGCAGGAUAUUCUUAAUCAGGCCACUGCGAGAAACAAUCAUUACAACAACAACAUCAUCAACAAUAACAACAACAUCAUCAUCAACAACAACAUCAACAAUAACAUCAACUCAAACAACGACUUUAAUUAUAACAAUCAUCUAUCGCAUCACUCUUUCAACAACCAGCACAACAAUUGUAUAAACAUGAAGGAUAUUCUUAAUAUAAAUUUUCACGAUAUAAAACGCAGUUGUAACAAACAUAAUGAUGAUGCAUUUGCUGUGUACGACAACAUUGUGUUCGUUGACUCAAACAACAACAGCAACAGCAGCCACAACAACAACAUCAACAACAACAACUCAAAAAACACAUGUUUGUUGGACCAGAGCACCGUACUGACAAGCGGUUAUGAAAGCGAAUCGUCGCCAAUCUCACUGACUAAAAUAUCUUCAACAUCGCAAUCAUUAUCAUCGUCGUUUUCUUCAUCAGCAUCAUCUUCAUUUUCCUCCUCGUCAUCAUCUUUAUCAUUGGUACAGAAGAACUCGUCAUCGUCAUCUUCAUCAUCCUCUCCCAUGGUAUCCAGGACAGUUGGUUCAUCAUCACCUCCACGCAUCUCCAUCUCCUGCUCUGAUGACGUUGACAAAUGCAGUCGAUGCAACUACACGGACAACAACAAUAACAACAACAACAUCAAUGAAAAUGACAAACAUAAUAGUAGCGGUAGUCUUGAACAAAGAGACCAGCACGGCAAACAACAGACAACCAACCACAGCGUAAACAAUAAUAACAAAUACAAUCAUUUCAAUUAUUUCUUAACUGAUAAUAACAUCAUAAACAACAGCAACAACAACAACAACAACAACAACAAUAAUAAUAAUAAUAAUAGUAUUAUAAGCAACACCAACAACUACAACAACAGCGAUUAUGAUGAAAUAAGCAACAGCACCCAGCGUAACAUAACAACUGAAGUAGUUAUAUUGAAAACACAUGUGAACAACAGGCGAACCAUCUUCAUACCAAACUAUGAAGUCUCGUCUCGACACCAUGUCUCAACCUUCAAUCAUUCUAGUCCUCAUUGCAACAACAAAAAUGACAACAACAACAUUAACAACUACAACAUUAACAACUACAACAUUAACAACAUCAACAACAACAACAACGUUAACAACUACAUUAACAAUGACUAUAACAAAACUAUUUACGAUUACAUUUUUGACAACGAAAGUUACAACAACACUAUUCAUGAUUGCACCGACUCUUAUCAACAAGAUAAGAUUGCAAAAAUUGAACAAAAAUACUCAGACAAUAAUGAGAACCGCAGUUUUGACUGUGACCACUACAGUAGGGUAGACAAGGGGGGCAGUAGUUGCUUGGAGUGCAUAGACAAGUCUGCAGACCAAAAAAACAAAGUGACUAUGCAGUUGGAUUGUAUACUCCAAGAUUUCUAUAGAAAUAUUGGUGACUGCAAUUAUGCUGUGGCUGCCAGCUCUGCUGUAGUUACUGCUGCUACUACUUCUACUACUGCUGCUGAUAAGGAUGAUGAUGAGGCGGUGAAUAACAUAGGCUGGGGAGAUGAUGAGAACGGAAUGGAAGUGAAAAUGAGAAACUUUCAAAAUGAUAACUCACAAAGAAAAAUUAAUAGAAAAACUCUCUUGCGAAACGUUCCUUUCCAUGGCGAUGUUGACCUCGCAAACUGCGCAAGCAGAACAAAUCCAACAACAACCAACGACAAAACAACAACACAACAACACCUCACAACAUUCAACAACAACGACAAAACAACAACGCAACAACACCUCACAACAUUCAACAACAACGACAAAACAACAACACAACAACACCUCACAACACCCAACAACAACGACGAAAUAACAACUCAACAACACCACGCAACAUCCAACAACAUGGCUUCUAAAAUUAUUGCGAACUCGAGCGACGAAAUAAUUUCAAACGAAACCCCAGCUAACAUUACAACCAAUCAAGUUCCUCAUGCCAAAACCAAGAAAGGAUGCAACAGCAUCAAACACUUAUCAAUUGCUCAUUACCUCAUCAAUAAAAAGUUGGCAAUCUUGAAGCUGACACAUCACUUUGAUAAACUUGAUUCGUUCAACAACUCACAACUCAGCAAAGAUAAAGACCCCACCAAACUUUUCGGUCUCCAUCCGUCGGUUUAUUUGAGAAACAGUGGAAACUUCCUGCCCAUGAUAAUGAUGAGCUUGAUGAAUUUUCUAGAAAGAGAAUCACGUGAUGCAGUUGGAAUGUUCCGGAAGCCGGGCAUGAGAUCUAGGAUUGAUUGGUUGCAGAAACUCGUUGAUGAGCACCAAGACGAAAAUUUAGAAGCACUGCUAUUAAUGCAUCCCUUAUGGGCACCGGCCAACACAAGCCCCCCAUCCACCUCGUCAUCUUCCUCCUCUUCAACCUCGCCAUCAUUCUCGCCAGCGACCUGCGAGAUCGAUCCGUAUGACGUGGCAGAUGUCUUGAAGAGGUACGUAAGGGACAUGCCAUGCAGCCUCCUACCCCCCGCUAUCGUCAACCUCUUUGCCCUCGUUGCCAAUCACAUUCAGCUGGAGCACCGUGACGAAUGUUUGCAUCACCUCAUCCUCCUGCUUCCAGAUGUCCACAGGUCCAUACUCCACUCCCUCGUCUGCUUCCUACAUCGCAUUGCUCAAAAUUCAUCCACCAAUCAGGUGUUUGAUGAGGCAGAAGUCACCGAGAUCCUUAGUCUGAGGAAGCACCUCAACCAUUCAAAGAGUCGUCAGAGGCCUGAAGUCGCGGAUGGCUACGAGGAUCUGGCGAAGAUUGUCACGUUCAACAUCAAUAAGGUUGUUGUUUCAUUCAGUGAGUAG